AUGGAUGGUGAAAGCGUUGAGGAUUUUAAUACCGGAGAUGAGAGUUUUUCAGACAUCGUUCCUAGUGUGAACAUGUGUUUUGGCAGUAUGGAGGAUGCCAAGAAAUUUUAUUGUGAUUAUGGAAAAAGAUGUGGUUUUGGUGUUCGAACAAGAACUUCAAAGAAGAACAACAAAAACAAAGUUUAUUACUUGAGAUUAGUUUGUUCAAGGGAAGGUAAAUAUGUUUCUAACAUUCGUCCUGAAGUGAAAACUCUACCUAGUCAAACAAAUCAAUGUCCUGCAGGAAUCACAUUUGCUAGAAAAGAUGACAAAUGGGUUGUUAGGACUGUUGUUGUAGAGCACAGUCAUGAGCUUUGUCCACAAACCUCCAAUCUCAUUCGUGGCAAUAUAAAAUUGAACAUGCACGCGAAACACACGUUGGAAGUUAACGAUGACGCGGGUGUACGUAUAAACAAGAGUUUUCUUAGCAUGGUGAGUGACGCUGGUGGAUACGAAAAUAUGGAAUUUAUGGAGAGAGAUGCUAGAAACUUCAUCGGUCAACAUAGAAGGUCAGUUUGUAAGGACGGAGAUGGUCAGACGCUACUACGUCACUUUUCAAAAAUGAGAGACCUGAAUAACGAUUUCUUCUACGAACUAGAAAUGGAUGAAGGAAAUAGAAUUACUAGUGUAUUUUGUGCGGACGCUAAAAGCUGA
This is a messenger RNA of Vigna radiata var. radiata (mung bean), 693 nucleotides long. RefSeq names its product protein FAR-RED IMPAIRED RESPONSE 1-like. The record is from RefSeq and is a predicted model, not a curated record. The coding region runs from base 1 to 693 and encodes 230 amino acids. NCBI's taxonomy places the organism in Eukaryota, Viridiplantae, Streptophyta, Magnoliopsida, Fabales, Fabaceae. The transcript has a single exon.